AUGGACCAAGCGCCGCCCAAGACCUCGCGACCGCUUUGGCGCGACGAAGCGACGCAGCUCCUGCGCUUGGCACUGCCUAUCAUGGCAACGUUCAUCCUCGGGUACCUCCCGGGCGUCGUGAGUCUCAUUUGUGUCGGUCGAAUCCACCGCCCCGACGCCAAAGAGUACCUGGCGGCCGCGUCGCUCAGCGACAUGUUCUUCAACGUCACCGG
Molecule: messenger RNA, 212 nt
Organism: Saprolegnia parasitica CBS 223.65
Lineage: Eukaryota; Oomycota; Saprolegniomycetes; Saprolegniales; Saprolegniaceae
Exons: 2
Source: RefSeq, a predicted model, not a curated record